UUCAUAGUUCACACAGACAUGGUGUCAUUGCAAAAGUUCUGUAAAGAAAAGAUGGAGCUGUCUAAAAGGGUUCCUCUGAUGUUAUUGUUUGGAUGGUUUCUUUUCGCUCUUCAUGCUGGUUCAAUUUCAGCAGAGAGGUCUACUUACAUAGUCCACAUGGACACAACUUUCAUGCCCAAAGCUUUAGCUAGCCACCACCACUGGUACUCCUCCAUUGUUGAUUCCAUUAAACCUAUCGGAUCAACAUCAUCAUCAGAUGGCCAUCAUUCCAAACCAAUUCUUCUCUACACAUACAGCAAUGCAGUUCAUGGUUUCAGUGCAGUCCUUUCUCAAGAUGAACUCCAGGCUGUGAAGAGGUCUCCAGGGUUUCUCUCAGCUUACAGUGAUAGCCUUGCCACUCUUGACACAACCCACACCUUUGAAUUCCUCUCCCUCAGUUCUACCACAGGGCUAUGGCCGGCUUCAAAGUAUGGCAAAGAUGUUAUAGUGGGUGUUAUUGACACCGGCGUCUGGCCAGAAAGUCCAAGCUUUCGAGACGAUGGAAUGACAAAAAUUCCAUUAAAAUGGAAGGGGACAUGCGAGGUUGGACAAGAGUUCAAUUCUUCGUUGUGUAACUCAAAGCUCAUUGGAGCUAGAUCCUUCAGCAAGGGAGUUAUAGCUGCGAAUCCUAAUCUCGGCUUUCUGACUAUGAAUUCCACAAGGGAUACAUUUGGUCACGGCACGCACACAUCAUCCACAGUUGCUGGAAAUUAUGUUGAAGGUGCCUCAUUUUUUGGCUAUGCUUUGGGGACAGCAAGAGGGGUUGCCCCACGUGCUAGGCUAGCCAUUUAUAAGGUCAUCUGGGACGAAGGGCGCUAUGCUUCUGACGUUCUUGCUGGUAUUGAUCAGGCUGUUGCUGAUGGUGUCGAUAUAAUAUCGAUAUCUAUGGGUUUUAGUUUCGAUCCUUUGUAUAGGGAUCCUAUUGCGAUAGCUUCAUUUGGUGCCAUGGAGAGAGGUGUGUUGGUUUCUUCUUCAGCAGGAAAUGCAGGCUUACGUAGGAGAUUGCACAAUGGAAUUCCAUGGAUCUUGACGGUCGCGGCAGGCUCAAUAGAUCGUUGGUUUGCCGGGAUAUUGACUUUGGGGAAUGGAUUAACAGUCACUGGCUGGUCCAUGUUCCCCGCAAGAGCUGUUGUGGAAAAUGCACAGCUCGUUUACAACAAAACCAUAUCUGCUUGUAAUUCAACUCAGCAACUAUCGAUAGGAGCGUCAUAUGAAAUCAUCGUAUGCGAUGACACUUGGCCAUUCAACGAACAAAUAACCAAUAUUGCCGCUUCAAGUUUUCGUGCAGGUAUCUUCAUAUCUGACAAUCCAAGAAUUUUUGAGUCUGAGUCUUUUAUUUAUCCUGGAGUUGUGAUUAGCUCGACGGACGCACGAGAGGUGAUCAAUUAUGCUUUAACUGCUGGUAUUGAAGCUACGGCCAGCAUUGAGUUCCAACAGACCUUUGUUGGUACAAAUACUGCACCUGUUGUAUCUUCUUACACUGCAAGAGGUCCUUCACCAAAGUGUCCGGGCGUCCUGAAGCCUGAUGUAAUGGCACCAGGGACAUUGGUCUUAGCCGCUUGGGUCCCAAAUCGUUAUGCAGCUCGAAUUGGUUCAAAUAUGUUCUUGGCCAGUGAUUUCAAUGCCAUCUCAGGUACGUCCAUGGCUUGUCCUCAUGCUGCUGGCAUUGCCGCACUCCUUAAAGGUGCACACCCAGAAUGGAGUCCUGCAGCUAUUCGGUCUGCAAUGAUGACCACAGCAAAUCCAUUUGAUAAUACACAAAAUCCUAUCAAAGACAACGCCCUAGAUUUCAAAAUCGCUACGCCUCUAGCCAUGGGAGCUGGUCAAGUUGAUCCAAACCGCGCACUUGAUCCAGGUCUCAUAUAUGAUGUUACUCCACAAGACUAUGUUAAUCUCCUCUGCUCCAUGAAUUUCCCUCGGAAUCAAAUCUUAACCAUCACAAGAUCAAGCAAAAAUCCUUGCUUGACCUCGUCUUCUGAUCUGAAUUACCCAUCAUUUAUCGCUUUGUAUACUCACGGAGCCAUGGGCAUAUUAGUUCAGAAAUUUCAGAGGACUGUUACAAAUGUAGGGAAGGGUCCAACAACCUAUAAGGCCGAGGUGAUGGCACCAAAGGGCUCUGUAGUCACAGUAUCACCAGACAAACUGGUGUUUGGGCAAAUGUAUGAAAAGCAGAGCUACACUUUGACUAUCAAUUAUUCAGGUGACGAGAAUGAACCUGUUACAUUUGGUUCUAUAAUUUGGGUUGAAGAUAAUGGUAAGCACAGAGUGAGGAGUCCUAUAGUGGUUUCGCCUACGGUAGAACUUUGGUGAUUGUUCUUUGGGUGCAUGGUGGGUUAUCUUGGAUGGAUUGUCUGACCACAAAACAUCCAGAACAAGAAAACAUCCAUGAACUCCACAAUAAAAUGUUUAAGCUGGUCAAGUUUGCAAAUGUAUUCUGAGGUUAUUAUCCACAGCUUACUUUCCUAGCAAUAAAAGAAGGGACAAUGCUACG
Ilex paraguariensis (yerba mate) is the source of this 2530-nucleotide messenger RNA. The record is from the annotation of a GenBank genome assembly. Lineage: Eukaryota; Viridiplantae; Streptophyta; Magnoliopsida; Aquifoliales; Aquifoliaceae.